AUGGUGGCAAUCAGGGCCGUGUUUGGGGGACUACUACCGGCUGCGCUGCUACCGCUACCGUUGGUCGUCGCUGCGUCGGUGCCAUUCACCUUGAAUGGUUACGAUGUGGAUGGUGGGGCAGAUCCCAUUUGCUGGACGUUGCCGCUGUUAAACAUGUCAGACUUUCGCUUCAAAGCAAGUGACUUUAUGAUGCAGCCGUCCUGUCCUGAAGGCACCUCAUUCAGCUUAAGGCCCGUCGACUUGAAUCACAGCGGCGAAUUUGACGAUAAUCAAAUCAUGUACUUUGAAACACCUUACAAAUUCGAGUUGGAUGCAACCGUCCACUUCGAUCACAUUGCGGGAUCCAUUGCUGAGCCAGGACGGGGCAAUGUUGCCUUUGAAGUAGGCGACUACAAUGAUACUUCAGAGGACUACACGACACUCUUUUUUCGUCUUAUCCUUUGUGACACUAGACACGUUGGAUUUUGCAACCCCAUAAACGUUGGUUUCCUGGAUUUGAACAUCUCAGAUUACGCCGUGAUCGAACGGGAUGGAUGGCUGGGCAGUCGAGAUACGACCGAGAACGACCUGAAGGCUGUGCAGAUUGGGAAUCAUCUAUUCACUGCAUGGAUAGAGCUUAAGAUGCAGGAGAUAUCGCCUCGGUUUUUCCAAGUCAGGCAUCAGUUCACCAUCAGGUUGCCAAAAGUCUCCGCCGGGACUUUCUUUGUAAUCGGCCAUUCUCACAUCCACUUGCCUGUUGUCGCUGUGGAAGAGUCUCUGUCCAACUUUUCCGAUGUCGGUGUAGCUGCUGUGGCGGAGCUUUCGGCCUCGCCAAUCUUGGCACUAGCUCAUAAUGAGACCGUCUGGCUUGAAAUAGGCGAUGCAGUUCCCCAGAAUGUGAUCGAAGCAUUGCCAGUGCCGCUGAUCCUGGGAGUAUCAAACGCCAUGAAAAUUGGUAUAGGGUCUGUAUCGGGCGUCUUUGCCUUCAUAUCAUUGCUGCUCUUGGGCUACAUUGUGCAUCAUCGACAACAUAUUGUGAUGAAGCUGGCCCAAUGGCAUUUCUUAUGCUGGUUGGUGGCCUGCUCCAUUUUUGUCUACGUCUUCAUGUUCACGUUCCUUCCAACGAAUGACUGGCACUGUCGAGCUGGGAACUUUCUGGAGUUCGUCCCGCUGACCAUGAUGGCAGCGAUUCUGGUGGGUCGAACGUGGAGGGUGUACGUGACAGUAUCUCAGGCCAUGUCUAUUGGAAGAAGGGCCAGUAAGGCGACGGAGAAAAAAUCCAUGACAUUUUUGAAAAGGUACUUUGUCGGGUUGCUUACCCACAUUGCCCGGUUUCCAUACAAUAUGAUGAAGUCGGAACAGAAGCGGGCCCCAGCAAAGGGUGGCUUUCGACAAAAGGCCACGGCUAUGGAGACGACGAGGCUUAUUCUCUGGCUAUCUUUUCCACAAUUUCUUAUGCAACUUAUUGGCAUGAUUGUCUACGACGAAGGCCUGAACACGAGGGUCGACGCCUCUCAAUCACUUGGAAGGGUGGAAUGUGAUGAGGGGGGACAGUGGAUUAGACGCACUGGAAUUGCCUUGGUUAGUUUAGCCUUCGGUGCUGCUGUCGCGUUGGCGUGGGUAUGCCGGGAUUUACCGUCUGCAUUCAAUGAAAGUCAUGGUGUGUUCCAAGCAGCAACAAUCAACACAAUUGUGACCUUGAUGGCAAUCUCAUUGGAUCAGCUAGCAACCACUGCGAAGACGUCGCCAGACGUCAAUGCCUUUCUUUGGGCUGCAACUUCAUUGAUGGUUGCUUCGACUGCGAACGGAUGUAUUGUAUGGCCAAAGGUAAUGCGUGUCCAAAGUGGCGAGGAGAUCAUCAUCAGCAAUCUUCUUGCGCAAAACAAAGACUCUGAAUCGAGCAAUCCAGUGACGUCGCGUUACGGGGCAGGACUUCCGAACCCUGACGAACCCAACGCCUUGAAAGGCAGCAUUCACCUGGGGAUUAACGAUCCCGUUCCAAAGGAGUUGGAACAGGACAUGCUGACCACAAACGAGCUGAUACUGGAAGUCAGGAAUGAAUUGGUCGAAGGACGGACACCAACUUUGAAGGAGUGGAAGCGGCUAAUCGCCAAGGUCGAGGAUCUCCACGGUGAUCUCGAUCAACUUCAUUUCGAUUGGACCGAGGAAGAUGAGCAAUAG
Seminavis robusta is the source of this 2160-nucleotide messenger RNA. NCBI's taxonomy places the organism in Eukaryota, Bacillariophyta, Bacillariophyceae, Naviculales, Naviculaceae. The record is from the annotation of a GenBank genome assembly.